UAAAAACAAUCGAUCCAUUCUCGUGUAUAGACUUGAAAACUUUAAUGGAGGUUGUCCAGAAAGCAGUUGUAGAAUGAGCAGAGAAGAAAGUCUUCAGCGAUUUUUAAAGAAAAUAAAGAAAGGCAGUAAAGCACAGAAUGUGUUGAUACUUGGUCAGUAUGGUUCGGGGAAAUCCACAUUUAUCAACACAGUCUGUGCCAGUUUGUCCGGAGAAUGGGAACCGUAUGCCUACGCCGGACAAUCAGGGGGUGAGGGACGUCAGACGACAUUCCACAUCCGAAUAAUCGACACAGAGCGUUGCAUGCCGGGAUGUUGGCGGAGAAAAUUGCCGACUCUGAUCGACACCCAAGGCUUUGAGGACAACCCGCAGGAAAUACAUAGAACUCUCCUGGAGUGGUUGUUAAAUGGUUACUUCUCUGACGGCGAGAGCAUCAAAAAGGCUGCUGACAUUUACAAAGAAUUUGAAAAAGCCGGUCUCUCUGGGGAAAAGGGACUCCAAGCAAAAUAUGGUUUCUUUAAAAGAAGAAAAGUUCAGAUAGAUAGAGUUGUCUUUGUGGCCUCUGCUAUGUCAAGCCUUCCACAAAACCUGCUGGAAUUGGUACGGAACACGACCAACUCUCCUAACAGAGCUAUACCACUUUAUGGAGUGUUGACACACGUGGACAAAGUUAAUGAGAGAAGUGAUUCUUUCCUCAGGACAAGAAGAGAAUUUCAGAAUAAGCUGGGACUGACCAAUGAUCGAUAUUUACAGUGUACUAACUACUGUGAUGACUUUUAUUCUGAGGUACACAGCAGGUAUCAUCCAUGCCAAGACAUAGAUAUCCCCGUCAUUGAAUUCAUGACCCAGGUUUGUAAUCCUGUUGCAAUUACCAUUCAUCACAAAAUUACCCGAAGAUACAACCCUUGCUUCAAAGCUGGAUUAGUGAUGUGUAUUAUAUCCUCCCUAAUAAUGAUAUCCAUUUAUUUUUCAAAGCCUGAUAAUUUUACACACAUAGACGUCUUUUAUUUGUACUAUGACUUUGUGAUUAGGCAUAUAAUAGAAAUUAAAGAAGAACCUGACAUAAAACAUGAUAAUUAA
Molecule: messenger RNA, 1078 nt
Organism: Saccostrea cuccullata (small rock oyster)
Lineage: Eukaryota; Metazoa; Mollusca; Bivalvia; Ostreida; Ostreidae
Exons: 6
Coding region: 74-1078 (334 amino acids)
Source: RefSeq, a predicted model, not a curated record